AUGGUGCAUGUUAAUGAGCAGAUGGAAAAAGAUCUGUCACCAAAAGAUGGAUCAUUUGAAAAUUUUGGUUGUCAUUUCUGUAUCUUUGUAAGUGCUGUGAAUCAAGGGAAUACAACACUUCGCAAAUUCAAGGUAUUGAAUGAAACUGGUACAGAUACGAAAAUUUCAGAACUCGUUGGCUAUAUUCAAAUGGAUGAUCAACAAUACUAUCGGCUGUUACCAGAUGAAAAACAUAGACAAACGUGGUUCAAUGAGUUUAAAACAUAUGCUUUUAUUGGUUUAACGUAA
Messenger RNA from Rotaria sp. Silwood2, 288 nucleotides. The record is from the annotation of a GenBank genome assembly. NCBI's taxonomy places the organism in Eukaryota, Metazoa, Rotifera, Eurotatoria, Philodinida, Philodinidae.